GUUGUAGGGCUGGGGAGGAGGUGGGGGCGGCCACUUCGGGUCUGGACGCUGCCGUGGCGCUAGGAUGAACGCCCCUCCCGCCUUCGAAUCGUUCUUGCUCUUCGAGGGCGAGAAGAAGAUCACCAUUAACAAGGACACCAAGGUACCCAAUGCCUGUUUGUUCACCAUCAACAAAGAAGACCACACACUAGGAAACAUCAUUAAAUCGCAGCUGCUGAAGGACCCACAGGUGCUAUUUGCUGGCUACAAAGUCCCCCACCCCUUGGAGCACAAGAUCAUCAUCCGUGUGCAGACCACACCAGACUACAGCCCCCAGGAGGCCUUCACCAAUGCCAUCACAGACCUCAUCAGUGAGCUCUCUCUGUUGGAGGAGCGCUUCCGGGUGGCCAUCAAAGACAAGCAAGAAGGAAUUGAAUAAUGGGCUGGAAGGAGUCCUGCUUGGCCUGUGAGCCCAGUUCCUACCUGCACCGGGACCUCCUCCACAGGCACCAAGCAGAGACAGCGGCCAGUCCCAGCUGUAGCCCUCCUUGUAGCUAUCCCCGCAAGCCCCCGACACUCUGUCCCGUACAGAGUCUAUUUUAUCUUCCUAAUAAAGUAUGGCAGGAAGAGACCUGAA
This is a messenger RNA of Cynocephalus volans (Philippine flying lemur), 616 nucleotides long. It is a transcript of the gene POLR2J, whose product is annotated as RNA polymerase II subunit J. Gene Ontology annotation, biological process: transcription by RNA polymerase II. The transcript is spliced from 4 exons. Gene Ontology annotation, molecular function: protein dimerization activity; DNA binding. Gene Ontology annotation, cellular component: RNA polymerase II, core complex. Bases 65 to 418 code for a protein of 117 amino acids. The record is from RefSeq and is a predicted model, not a curated record. Lineage: Eukaryota; Metazoa; Chordata; Mammalia; Dermoptera; Cynocephalidae.